Molecule: messenger RNA, 1761 nt
Organism: Fusarium proliferatum ET1
Lineage: Eukaryota; Fungi; Ascomycota; Sordariomycetes; Hypocreales; Nectriaceae
Exons: 3
Coding region: 1-1761 (586 amino acids)
Source: RefSeq, a predicted model, not a curated record
AUGCCUUCUCAACCUCAACCCAAACAAGUUUUCCUUCCGCUCGAGGAUGGCUCACACCAUGAAGCAAAAGAAGAUGCAUUUGCAGCCCCCAAACGCAUCAUCAUUUGUUGUGAUGGUACUUGGCAGUCCUCGGUAUCAGGCCUCAAGAACAUCCCGUCCAAUGUUACAAGGCUUGCCCGUUCAAUUGCUCGCAGUGGCAAGGACAAAGACGAGAAAGUAUGGCAGCAAGUAGUUUACUACGAUGCCGGCAUUGGAACAGGAGACCUUGGUCAAGCAGAGGCCAAUCGGCAAGGAGGUGCUGGCAUUGGAUUUGUGGGCAACGUUAUUGAAGCCUACAACUUCAUCGUCCUGAACUACAAUAUUGGCGACGAGAUCUUUUGCUUUGGCUUCUCUCGAGGAGCUUAUACCGCUCGUGCAGUCGCAGGUCUCGUCACUGAUAUUGGUGUUGUCUGUCCCAAGGACCUGCAAGAUUUCCCUGACCUUUACGCCCUGUACCAGAAGAAUCCUGAUGGUUUCCAUUUCCGCAAGUCGCAAGCUUACAUGGAAUGGGUUAACGGUGUGCCAUCUAAGAAGGAGGCUAAUGGGGGGCCCCAAAUUCAGUCUCAAUGGGACAGUCCUCCUCACCAUGAUGCCCCUGAGUCGUCCAGAUUCGUAAAGGUUGUCGGUGUUUUUGACACUGUUGGAAGCUUGGGUAUCCCCGAUUUGCCCUGGACUCGUUUCAAUCUCAAGUUCCUCGAGAAGGCCGUCGGGAUCGCUGACCCUGGUUUUCAUAACAUUCAUCUGAGUCCUUACAUUCAGCAUGCUUACCAUGCUUUGGCUCUGGACGAACAUCGAGCACCGUUCUCGCCCAGUCUUUGGCACUUCCCAGCCAACAAGGACCAUGACCCUCCCAAGCCUGCUAAGGAUGUGGAGCAGCUUUGGUCCGACUGGGAGAAGAUGUACAAGAACUCCAGCGCAACAAAAAAGCAGCUACAAGAUGCGUGGGGUGCUGUAGUUGAUGGUGAGAUGUAUGAACAUCUCCAGGGCAAUAAGUCAGAACUAUUACAAGUAUGGUUUCCAGGCGUACACAUCAACAUUGGCGGCGGGAAUGAUGACCUCCUUACUGAGAAGAAGAGUGAUCUCGAGCAAAUCGCACUGAUCUCAUUCGCCUGGAUGUGUGAGCAAGUCGCUCCUUAUUUGCAGUUCGUCGAAGACGGUAGCUUGGGCGAGCUCGGCAAAUCAGCAGUCCAAGACCGCUACAACCUCCUCAAACCACUCCUAACUAAUAUUCAAACCGGAGAUGAGAAGGACUACGGCCCUGGGCCAUUGUCUAGCCGCAUCGCAGCCUCCUUGGACCGCACAGGUAUCAAGAAAGCAGACGUUCGUAAAAUCCCAGAGGAGACGGUCAGCGGCUGGGCAACUGGGCCUAUUGUUGAUAGUUUCACCGGCGCCAUGAUCGCCGGAGGCUCCGUCGACAGAGUCCCUGGCAACUAUACCAAGGACGACAAAGGUCGCGACAUAGGUGAUACAUAUGAGAUGAUCCAUCCGUGCGUCAAGUAUCGCAUGAGCAAAAUUCCGAGCUACAAGCCCAAAGCCCUGCGUGGCUUUGAGAGGACCGCUGAUGGAGGCAAAGGGUUUGUGUGGACAAAGGGCAAUGUUAAGAUCCCAGAAUUUGUGAUUAAGACGGGAGAUGCUUUCUCGAGGCAUGUUGCGGAGCAGGAUCGCAGUGCUGGCGGAAAUGCCCGGGAUUUCCUCAAGUCGAUUGAUACGGUAGUUGUCUGA